CCCGAGCUUGCUGCAGGUCACUCAGAAGUGUUCUGAUGCCCAUACACUACCUCCGCAUCCCAAAUGUCCAGUUCACACGAAGCUUCUCCUCGUACACUCGCGCUCUACAAGCUCUGGCGCAGGCCGCUGCACCAGAGUCCCGACAUAUUCCUCUUUCCGCGCUAAACGCGUCGCGACCGCGAUUCUACCCUCACAACGUAGACACAUUCACAAUGGAGACCGCUACCUUUCCCGUGGAUCCUACUAAGCUGGGGGAAAUUACGAUCAAGAAAGCAGAAGAAGUGGAGGAUCUGGUGGAUCGGUGGAGCAUUCAAUAUGAGCAAGGGCAGGACUCAAAGAGCUUACAUGGCGCGGCGAGAGAGCUGAGGGAGACCGAUAUACCUGUGGCCUUUCCGACGGAGACAGUUUAUGGGCUUGGAGCAGACGCGACCAGAAGCUCGGCGGUGCGCGCUAUUUUCGCCGCGAAGGGCAGACCGGCGGAUAACCCGUUGAUCGUACACGUCCACUCCAUACCGCAACUACGUAGUUUGCUGUGGGGGAAGAAACACGAAGUAGAAGGAGGUCCAGAUCCUAUCCCAGAGAUUUACAAGCCCCUGAUCAGGAAGUUCUGGCCAGGACCUCUAACGAUUAUUCUUCCGAAUCCUGAGGGCUCUGUGCUAGCGCCGGAAGUCACAGCAGGGCUCAACACAUUCGGCGCCCGCAUGCCACGCAGUAUACUCGCACUGGCGCUCAUCAGGCUCGCAGGCGUACCGCUCGCUGCACCCUCUGCAAACGCAUCCACGAGACCCUCGCCCACCGCUGCCGAACAUGUCAAGGAAGAUCUGGAUGGGCGAAUACACACGAUUAUCGACGGCGGACCCUGCGAAGUUGGUGUUGAGAGUACGGUCGUAGACGGACUGUCAUAUCCUCCCACCAUUCUCCGCCCCGGCGGUGUCACAGUCGAACAAUUACGGCGGUGUUCCGGCUGGGAGAAUGUCGUUGUGGGGUAUAAGGACAACCACGAGCAGGGUAUCAAGCCUAGGGCGCCUGGAAUGAAGUAUAGGCAUUACUCGCCGAAGGCUACGGUCAUCUUAUAUGAGGCGGGCACGAAACCGCCCGAGCUACUGGAUAUGCUCGACCCGGAGAAGGGGUACAGCUCCAUUGGAAUCAUCCGGACGAAGUCUUGGUCGAUAGCUUGUGGAUCCUCAACUGGCGAUGGAAGCGGAAAUUCUGCAGCGCCGCAGAUAAACGGGACCCCAAAGUGCACGACCACAAUUGCAAAAGCCAACUUCCAGAACCCCGACUCAAGUCCUUCCAACCUUUUGCGCUCCGUAUUCCAGCAUCAAGUUCCGCACGCUACAUUGCACUCCUUUCCAUCGUCGCUUGGAGCGCCGACUUCCGUAUGGGAUAUCGCGCUCGGCACAUCGACCGAAGACGUAGCUCGAGGACUCUUCUCAGCGCUACGAGAGCUGGACAAGAAAAGGGUGGAUGUAAUAUUCGUGGAGGGCCUUGAUGAUAAGGUGGGCGAUGAUAUAGCAGCCGCCGUCAUGAACCGGCUGAGGAAAGCCGCCGAAAUAAGAAUAUGAAAGAAAUGAAUCAAGACCUCCCCUCAAAAGUCGCAUUUUAGUGCGCAAAGCAACAUAGCCUCGACGCGGUUGUUCUUGAAUGGGCUCCCAGUCAAAACUCCCUGAUUUCAUUAGGCUCACCUCUUCCCCCUUUUUCUCUCCUCUUCCACCACCUCCAACACCCUCCUCGUAAUCCUAUCCCUCUCUUCCGUAUCCACCGUCCCAUAGCACUCCUUCGCCUGCCUAAAAACCCCCUCCUCCCACCCAUCCCCCACAUUAACCCU
Messenger RNA from Trematosphaeria pertusa, 1828 nucleotides. RefSeq names its product translation initiation protein Sua5. Lineage: Eukaryota; Fungi; Ascomycota; Dothideomycetes; Pleosporales; Trematosphaeriaceae. Gene Ontology annotation, molecular function: tRNA binding; double-stranded RNA binding; nucleotidyltransferase activity. Gene Ontology annotation, cellular component: cytoplasm. Bases 36 to 1565 code for a protein of 509 amino acids. The record is from RefSeq and is a predicted model, not a curated record. The transcript has a single exon. Gene Ontology annotation, biological process: regulation of translational fidelity.